Messenger RNA from Paramecium octaurelia, 757 nucleotides. The record is from the annotation of a GenBank genome assembly. Lineage: Eukaryota; Ciliophora; Oligohymenophorea; Peniculida; Parameciidae.
AUGAAAAGCAUAGCAAAAACAGAAGAAGAUUCUCCAAAGAAACCUAUCUGGGAAUCAUUGUUAGAGAGAGUAUUUUAAUUUAUAAAUCUAGGGAUCAUGCAAAAAGGAGGAAAUCUAAAGAAAAAUAAAGGAAAAGUUGGAUAAGGAUAAAGAAUUAGACCCUUAAUGCACCUUUAAGCCUUUCUUAAUCAAUUAAGCUUGUUAACUCUAUAUAUCAUAUUUUAGAACUUUAAAUUAAUAAACCUUUUCAUGAAAGGCAAUAAAAAUGGUUAGAAGACAGGAAACUAAAGAUUAAUGAAAAAAGAGAGGGUGUUAAAGAUAAGAGUCUAGAAAAGUGCUCGUUUCAACCCCAAUUGGGACCAUAACCAUAAAUACCUGAGGUAGACAUUAGAAACACUAAGGGAAUGGAUUCCUUUAUCUAGAGACAGGAAAAAGCAAGAAAAUUAAAAUAAGAAAAAAAUUUGUUAUUAAAUAAUCCAUAUUCUCACUUAAGUUCAGAAAAGAAAGCUGUUGUGACAGUAUUUAUUUUAUUAAUAUAAACUAGACCCAAUCAUAUUAUAGUAGCAAUCACCCUAUUUCAAAAGAAUAUGAAUCUAUAAAGAAAGCAGAAAGAAUAGAAUUUUCAAAAGCUUUAGAGACGUCACAAGAAAUUGAAACUUAAUCAUAAACUUAAUAGUAACAAAAAAUGUAAUUGGGAAUGGCUAUGAAAAUGCUACACAACCAAUUAUAUAAUAUUCAAUUUAACAGUGAAUUUUGA